Molecule: messenger RNA, 1729 nt
Organism: Puccinia graminis f. sp. tritici CRL 75-36-700-3
Lineage: Eukaryota; Fungi; Basidiomycota; Pucciniomycetes; Pucciniales; Pucciniaceae
Exons: 4
Coding region: 180-1238 (352 amino acids)
Cellular component (GO): P-body; CCR4-NOT complex; CCR4-NOT core complex
Molecular function (GO): poly(A)-specific ribonuclease activity; nucleic acid binding
Source: RefSeq, a predicted model, not a curated record
CCCCGCUCCACGGAAGUAAAAAAUCGGUACUGCAACGACCACCAGCUGGACCCUUCUCCCACCCAACCAAGCACAGCUGAACCACCUCAAGCAAAGCACUCACACAGUUACAAACUUGCCAGAAGGCUCCUUGUCUCUUCCACCCCAGAAAUUUCCGCCUCUACCGGCCAUCAGUCAAAAUGGACAGGUUCGAGAUGUGCGAUGUUUGGGCUGAUAACUUGGACAGUGAGAUGGCUAUCAUCAGGGACCUCGUGGAGUAUUAUCCAUACAUCGGAAUGGACACCGAAUUCCCUGGGGUUGUUGCUCGACCUAUCGGUACUUUCAAAACCCCAUCUGAUUAUCAUUAUCAGACCCUGCGCUGCAACGUGGACCUCUUGAAGAUCAUCCAACUUGGCCUCACUCUGUGCGAUGAGAACGGGAGAAAACCAGAAGGGAAAUGCGUGUGGCAAUUCAACUUUCGCUUCAACCUCAACGAGGAUAUGUAUGCGCCUGACUCGAUCGAACUUCUUCAGGCCUCUGGGCUCAAUUUCAAGCGACAUGAAGAACAAGGAAUCGACCCGGAAUACUUUGGCGAACUGCUCAUCUCAUCUGGUCUCGUUUUACUCGAAGACGUCAAGUGGAUCAGUUUCCACUCCGGAUACGACUUUGGCUAUAUCCUUAAGAUGGUCACCCUCGUCAACAUGCCCGUAACUGAGAACGAAUUCUUCGAUCUCUUGAAGACUUGGUUCCCUUGUAUCUAUGAUAUCAAAUUCUUGAUGAGAAGCUGCAAAAGUCUCCGGGGCGGGUUAAACGAGGUGGCCAAAGACCUCAACGUUGUUCGCAAAGGAAAGGAGCACCAAGCAGGCUCGGACUCGCUUUUAACAGCGGACACGUUUUUCAGUCUCCGGGCCCAAUAUUUCGACAAUGAACUAGAUGACGGGAAAUUUUUGGGACAAAUCUAUGGGCUAGCGUCGUCUGGCCAAGCGCAAUUUUCUCGCGAGAUGACACCGUCACUUGCGGAUGAUCCACUUGGCUUCCCGAUCGAUCCGAUCCCGACGCCGCAAGCGACGGUCACACCUUCGUCCUCCUUAGUCCGUCGCCAAGUCCUCCCUCCUCGCCAUCAUCUCUCCAACCCGCAAGAACCUGGCCCCCGAGCGAGCAGCGCUGUCAGCAUCAAAAACCCCAACGCGCCUAACGGCUCAGACGGUGCAACGAACCCAUUCGCGCCUUACCGAGCCGGUAGUCCUGCGGUCCGUUAAUGCCUCUCUUCUCCCCACCACUGUCGAAUCUAUCGAUCUUUGCUCUUCCGGCCCCCGCACCACUAUCUGCUAGGUAUCUUCUCCUCCUGGGUACCACUCGUCAGUGGUUAGUAACAAGUGGGAGAACCCCGCACCGAUUCCUGAUCUGGUGUGAAGUUGAAGACCCCCUGUUUUCAUUGCUACAUGUCCAAGCCAGCCUCUUGCCCAACCUCCUUUAAUAGCUGCCAGUCACCCUUUCACAUUUUGCUGUCAUCAACACCAUCAGGUCUGCAUAGAUUGUGUAUCUUUUCUUUUGUUGUUGAUAAGGAUAUGGGCGAUGUUUUUUCUCUCAAUCUCUUUUGAACAAAGGCACCAGCUUUUGAGACCCUCUCUUCUCCUCUUCUCAUUCACUCCCUCCUUUCUACAUGUGAUGGUGUGUUAGCUUCCAAAUCAUGCAAUGCCACAACAACAUAUUUGGAUUAAAGAAAAAAUAAUGAGAAAUGGACAUCAUG